GUUUAUCUUGGUCUCAUCAGACCACAGGACAUGGUUCCAGUAAUCCAUGUCCUUAGUCUGCUUGUCUUCAGCAAACUGUUUGCGGGCUUUCUUGUGCAGCAUCUUUAGAAGAGGCUUCCUUCUGGGAAGACAGCUAUGCUGACCCCUCCACCCCUUCAAUCUCUGCAGAAAUGCUGGCAGCACUCAUACGUCUAUUUCCCAAAGACAGCCUCUGGAUAUGAUGCUGAGAACAUGCCCUCAACUUCUUUGGUCGACCAUGGCGAGGCCUGUUCUGAGUGGAACCUGUCCUGUUAAACUGCUGUAUGGUCUUCGCCUAUGGUCUUGGUGCUGCAGCUCAGUUUCAGGGUCCUGGCCAUCUUCUUAUAGCCUAGGCUAUCUUUAUGUAGAG
Staurois parvus is the source of this 388-nucleotide messenger RNA. The record is from the annotation of a GenBank genome assembly. NCBI's taxonomy places the organism in Eukaryota, Metazoa, Chordata, Amphibia, Anura, Ranidae.